AUGUCACAAUUCGCUCCACAGAAUGUGCCACAGGGUGGACUAAAUAGACCUCCAGCUCAAGGCAGAGUGUACGCUGUCACAAGACGACAAGCAGAGGACUCGCCUGAUGUGGUCACAGGUACGGUCUCGAUGAAUGACCAUGCUACUUAUGCUUUAUUUGACCCUGGCGCCACUCAUUUGUUUAUAGCUGAGCAGUAUGUUAAGUUGGUAGGAUUGAGGCCAGAAAUGUUGGAGUCAGUGGUUAGUAUAUCUACACCAUUAAAAGAUAAGGUGUUGUCUACGGUAGACUGUCCUAGGUGCAAGUUAGUGAUUGUUGAGAAGCUGAAGAUCGAAGAUAUUACAGUGGUUCAGGAGUUCCCAGACUUGUUUCUGAAGGAGUUACCAGUGACGAUCAAGAACAAGUACCCGCUGCCGAGGAUCAAUGACUUGUUUUACCAGUUGCAGGGAGCGUCGAUAUUUUCGAUGAUCGACCUGAGGACAAGCUAUCAUCAACUAAGGAUCAUAAAGGAAGAUAUACCGAAGACUACGUUUCGUACGCGAUAUGGCCAUUAUCAAUUCACUGUAAUGCUGUUUGGGUUGACGAACGCCCCAAUUGCUUUCAUGGAUCUGAUGAACCGGGUGUUCAAGGAGUAUUUGGAUCACUUUGUGAUUGUUUUCAUUGACGAUAUCCCGGUGUACUCAAGAAGUCCAGAGGAGCACGAAAGAUAG
This is a messenger RNA of Eucalyptus grandis, 708 nucleotides long. RefSeq lists its product as uncharacterized. The transcript is spliced from 3 exons. Bases 1 to 708 code for a protein of 235 amino acids. The record is from RefSeq and is a predicted model, not a curated record. Lineage: Eukaryota; Viridiplantae; Streptophyta; Magnoliopsida; Myrtales; Myrtaceae.